GAAUUUUAAUGCCCUAUGUUCUCCAGGCAACAACUAAUAGCAGCGGUUGUGAAGAAACGAGCGGCGAUUGCGCGGGCUCAUGAAAUCGUGGUGCGACUUUUGGAGCCCGGAAUACCGGAGACCGAGUUCCUGUCCCUGCUCUGGGAGAUUGGCCCCCCGAAUUAUUCAGACAUUGUGGAUGAGCGGGAAAUAAACAAACUGUGUGGAUAUCCGUUGUGCUCUAAAACUUUAGAGAACAUUCCCAAGCAAAAGUACACCAUCUGCGCUUCAAAAAACAAGGUGUACGACCUCACAGAACGCAAGAAAUUCUGCUGCGGCUACUGUUUUAAGGCCUCGGAAUACAUCAAAUCCCAGGUGCCCACAUCGCCAUUGUGGCUACGAGAUCGGGAGACGAAAGUCAGCUUCCAAUUGCUGCCCCGCAACACUUGACCUUCAAAUGCAGCUCUCCAAGCGUUUAUUUAUUUCGUAUAAUAAGCAUUAAGACCAUUCUUUUCAUUA
Drosophila takahashii is the source of this 498-nucleotide messenger RNA. The record is from RefSeq and is a predicted model, not a curated record. Lineage: Eukaryota; Metazoa; Arthropoda; Insecta; Diptera; Drosophilidae.